Corvus hawaiiensis (hawaiian crow) is the source of this 3127-nucleotide messenger RNA. It is a transcript of the gene COQ10B, whose product is annotated as coenzyme Q10B. Gene Ontology annotation, molecular function: ubiquinone binding. The coding region runs from base 43 to 873 and encodes 276 amino acids. The transcript is spliced from 5 exons. The record is from RefSeq and is a predicted model, not a curated record. Gene Ontology annotation, cellular component: mitochondrion. NCBI's taxonomy places the organism in Eukaryota, Metazoa, Chordata, Aves, Passeriformes, Corvidae. Gene Ontology annotation, biological process: cellular respiration; ubiquinone biosynthetic process.
GGCCCCGCGCCAGGGCCACAGGCGGCGAGCGGCGCGGGCGGGAUGUGGCGCAGCGGGAUGUGGCGCAGCGGGAUGUGGCGCAGCGGCAUGUGGCGGAGCGGGAUGUGGCGGAGCGGCAUGUGGCGCAGCGGCAUGUGGCGGAGCGGGAUGUGGCGGAGCGGGAUGUGGCGGAGCGGCAUGUGGCGGAGCGGCAUGUGGCGCAGCGGGAUGUGGCGGAGCGGCGCGGCGCUGGGCAGGGCGCUGGCCCGAGGGGCCGCCGCCAGGCACUUGGUUUCUUGUGGUAUUCUGAUGACCAGAACCUCUCCUUUGCAAGUACCUGUAAUGAGCCAUACUUUUUCAAGAAAUUUCUUCAAUGUUGCUGCACCACUAAUAAAUAAAAGAAAAGAAUAUUCUGAAAGAAGAAUUAUAGGGUAUUCCAUGCAGGAAAUGUAUGAAGUUGUUGCCGUUGUGGAGAAUUACAAACUCUUUGUUCCCUGGUGUAAAAAGUCAGACAUACUCUCGAAGCGCUCUGGGUACUGCAAAGCACAGCUAGAAAUAGGAUUCCCUCCUGUAGUAGAGAGAUACACAUCAAUUGUAACCCUAGUGAGACCACAUUUAGUUAAGGCAUCAUGCACAGAUGGAAAACUCUUUAAUCACUUGGAAACAGUGUGGCGUUUGAGCCCAGGUAUCCCUGGUUAUCCAAGGACGUGUACAUUGGAUUUUUCAAUUUCUUUUGAAUUUCGUUCACUUCUACACUCAAAACUUGCUACACUAUUUUUUGAUGAAGUUGUAAAGCAGAUGGUUGCUGCCUUUGAAAGAAGAGCAUCCAAACUCCACGGCCCAGAAACCAGCAUCCCUCGGGAGCUGAUGCUGCACGAAGUUCAUCAGACAUAAGGGGGAACUGUAACAACCUCAGCUAUAAACUUGUUUGUACAAAGUGCCGUGCUCCGCCUUUGGGGCAUCUAUUUCUUAUCUGAGCUGUGGGUGUGAUCGUACACUGCACCAAACACACGUGCUCAGCCAGACCUAUAGAGAAUGUUCCAAAGCUGCAAUCAAGUGCAGCUUAAAGCCUUAUCAGUAACAGACACCUGGCGGCUCCUGGAAGCCAGGCUAUCUCAGGCUGCCGUUUAAUGCCAAACGGCUCCUGCAAUCAUGGCCCAAGCUCUGCCUUAGCCAAGCUCAUGGGGGUUUUCAGCACUGUAACACAUUAACUCAACUUUGUGGGAAUGUAACUGCACAGCAUCAACUCAGCCAGCUGUGGCUAAGCAGAGACCAACUGACACACUGGCUUCCCAGAGAAUGGCACAGUUUGGCAACCAUUGAGGAGUAGCUCUUUUAAUUCAAAUGAAUGGCAAAGGUAAGUCAGGAGUCUCCAGCUGCUCCUGGAGCGACCAGCAACGGCUCUAGAACUCCUCCCAUUUUCAGGGAUGAAACACAAGGGGUAUGCAUAAGGAGUACUGUGAUUUGAGUGCAGCAGUCUCAGCCAUAGCCAGUGCCUCGCAGUGGACGUGUCUGGAAUGUGUGGUACAUUUGGCAGGCUGAACUUGCCUCUUGCCACUGCUCCCGUUACACAUUGCACUUUAAUUACUUCCACCUCAUCUAAUGCAAACAGUACACUUUAAAACAAGUGUUACCUCUUUGAGAACCAGGUACUAGUGCUGUCCUCCCUGGAAGCAGGGAACAAGAGGCCUUGCACUUCCUGCAGACAAGCACAGCCAAGGCCCGCUGUCCUUAUAAAUCAUACAAGAGAGCACUAAACCUUAUUCUUUGAGGUUUUUCAGUACCAUACGCCCACUGUGAUAAUGCCCAUCUUGAUUAAAUACACAUUCAGUACUUCUAUUCUGGAAAUAUUCUCCUCCCAGUCUCUGAAGAAACCAAGUGAAUAGGUUUGAGCAGAUUCUAAAUCCUUACAUAAUGCAAGGCAGCAUAACCAUAUUUCCUUAGUGAAAUUUGGUGAAGCUUCAGGGGAGGUGCCAAAGCUGGUCCUUCCUCUGCAGUGUAUGUAAUCCAUAUGGUUACUACAGAACAGCAUAUUAAUAUAGAAAGGUAUGUUUCAGAAUAAAGACAGCCCUGAAACAGUUUCAAACCAUUUUACUUAAAAUUAGAAUGUCACACAUCCCAUCUGUGGAAGGAUAGUUAUUAAGGGCAGGAAGCUGGGGAAAGCAACAGCUGGAUUAAGGUCAUUUUUACAGAACUGAGAAGUUGUAAAGCAGUUUUGAUUGUUGAGGCAAUCAGAGACAAACAUACACAAGUUUGGGAACACCAUGAGUCGGCAGGUGGGAAAGCAGAAAAGACUCUACACAAUGUUAUUGGCUGUAUCAGGUCAAAGAACACGGGAAGGGGCAUAGCAACACUUCUAUUGCAAAGUAACUAAAUCCUGCACCCCUUACCAAAAAGGAGCAAGGAAAGAAUGGAAGGCUCAAGGUGAGGAGGUAACCACAUACUACACCUGAGCAAAGGAACUAUUUAAAAACCCCAGAACCCUUUCUUAGCAAAGACUUACCUGUGUGAUACCCUCAGGGCACUUCCCUUCCCCUGGGACUGUGAAAGGUACACUGGGCCUGUUCCAGCACAUGAUACAACCAGGUAAGAAAGGGCAAAAUAAAGUCAGUGCACGUGCCUUGUUUUCAGAGCAUUGUUUAAUAUUUCAAAGAACUGUAGUGCAGUUCAGCUUAGAGAUUUCUUACCAAAAUUAAAGCACUUACAUUUCUGAGAAACAUUCUAGACAAAGGAAUGUUUCUCGGAGUGAAAUGCCCUGUCAUUUUUUCAAGCGUAAGUGUCAAUUUCUACUAAAUCUUAGAAGCAGCAGCAGGCUGUCCAGGCUCUCCCAUAACUAUGGCUUUGUGUGCAGAUGAAGAAGGUGAUACAUUUUGUAACUUUUGAGCAGUUUAUUACAUAAAGGUCACAUAACUCUAUUUGCCUACUUUGUACACAAUUGUCUAGUCUCACGCACAGUGGCUUCCAAGUUCUUCCUAGUACUGGCAAGCACCAAGAAAUUCUGAAAUAGAAUAUCAAGUGCCUUAAUUUAAGUUCAAAUCAGGACCUUGGUAGAUGGAUCUUGAUAACCCAGUUAUCAGGAAUGUACAAAUGUCUUUAUUCAAAAAAUACAAAAUAAAUUAUCUGUAGGCAUGGACAAUGACUGUAAACA